Salvia miltiorrhiza (redroot sage) is the source of this 942-nucleotide messenger RNA. RefSeq lists its product as uncharacterized. Lineage: Eukaryota; Viridiplantae; Streptophyta; Magnoliopsida; Lamiales; Lamiaceae. Bases 1 to 942 code for a protein of 313 amino acids. The transcript has 3 exons. The record is from RefSeq and is a predicted model, not a curated record.
AUGAGUUCUACGACUCAAGGUAGUAACGAGUUUGUGCGUUGUGGGCGUAAAAAUAAGACCGAUAAAACUCGUCGUAGCUGGUCAACGCGGGAGGAAGAGGUACUUUUGGGAGCACUGAAAGACUUGGUAGUUAAUGGUUGGAAAUCCGACAACGGAUUUCGUGCGGGAUAUCUGAACAAGCUUGAGGAAGCUAUGAGGAAGGCAUUUCCAACUACGGACUUGAAGGGAAUGCCGCAUAUCAAUUCCAAGACUACUGUCUGGAAGAAGGAUUACUACUCACUCCAGGAGAUGCUUAAAAAUACUGGUGUCGGCUUCAACGCUACUCACAUGAUAGAUUGCAACAAUGAGCAGUGGGAAGCGAUCGUCCAGAAAGAUAAUAACGCGUGUUUGAUGCGCAACAAAAGCUGGCCUUAUUAUGAUGACUGGAAGGAAAUUUUCGGUAAGGACCGAGCUAAUGGUGAAACAGCUGAAGACAUGAUGAACGCCGCCCACGACAUGUAUUGCAACAUUGACUUAAGUCAGACCCACGGCAAUGGUGAAUACCAUGUUAGAAUGGACCAUAUAUUUGAGAAUAUGGAUGAUGAAGAAUCCGCUAGUCAGACUAAGCAGCCCGAAGUCGUCUCAUGUGUGAUAAACAAGAAGCGAAAGAGGGAUGACGGAUUCAGUGCCGUCUGCGAAGCACUGGUUCAAAUAGGUCGUGGCACGGAGAAGUGGCUGGAAACAAUAGCUUCACAAAGUGGCCAUGACCACGAUGUCUCGAUUGCAAGGAAGGAGGUGUUUACCCAGCUGAGUGCUAUCCCGGGGUUGUCCAAGAAGGAAAAGUUUGAAGUUUGUGAUUUGCUCGCUAAGGAGGUUGAGCGCCUGGACAUAUUCACAUCACUUCUUGAUGAUGAGAAACCUGACUACGUUACUCAUUUGCUCCAAGAGAAGUAUAAUAAGUAA